Messenger RNA from Pneumocystis carinii B80, 1488 nucleotides. RefSeq lists its product as hypothetical. NCBI's taxonomy places the organism in Eukaryota, Fungi, Ascomycota, Pneumocystomycetes, Pneumocystales, Pneumocystaceae. Gene Ontology annotation, biological process: RNA 3'-end processing. The coding region runs from base 45 to 1442 and encodes 465 amino acids. The transcript is spliced from 6 exons. The record is from RefSeq and is a predicted model, not a curated record. Gene Ontology annotation, molecular function: RNA uridylyltransferase activity.
AGAUAAAGGCUUGUUUGGAUAGGAAAUAGUAGGAAUAAGAGGAAAUGGAGAGUGUCGAUGGGAUAGAAGUAGAUGAAAGUAUUGUAUUAGAAAAAGAAGCGGAAAAAAUGAGUGAAAUUUCGGGAUAUUGUGAGGAAAAAGGUGAAGAAAAAGGUGAGACGGGGAAUGAUAUGAGAGAAAUGAGGGAAUCGCUUGAAAAAAUGGUUAUUAAGUCGGUUGAUGUUAGUGGGAGUGGAUGUGUUGGUAUUUAUGGGGGUAAUUUUGGAGAUAAAAAGGGAGAAUAUAGUUUUCGAGAUAUAAAAUAUUGUGAACCUAGAGAUUAUGGGAUUUAUGUUAAUGGAAGAGUUAUAUGGAGGAAGGAUUAUGAUGAGCAUUUUGUUCUAUCAACGUUUAUAUCGCAUACUUUGGGGCAUAUAGUACCAACGGAUGAAGAGAUAUGUCAGAAGGAAAGAUUUCGAUUUUUUUUGAGUAAAAUUCUUAAUGCAUGUAGACCAUCUGCGAAAUUGGUUUUAUUUGGGAGUGUAGCGAGUGGACUUGCGAUUGUUAAUUCAGAUAUGGAUUUUUGUGUUAUGGAUGAUUCAUUAGAUUUGCGUACAGACGAAUUUUUAAAAAUUUUUUCUGAAGAAAUUAAAAAAUAUGGUAUGGAAACUACAUUACUUUUUCGAACUAGGAUUUCUAUAAUUAAGGUUAAUAGCAAAGGUUCUUUUAAUUUCCCACAAGGAAUUUCAUGUGAUAUUGGAUUUAAUAAUAAACUUGCAAUAUAUAAUACUAGACUUUUGGCUACAUAUUCUAAAUGUGAUCAUCGUGUAAGGAAAAUUAUUUUAUUUGUAAAAUAUUGGGCAAAAAGACGUAAAAUAAAUGAUCCAUAUCAUGGAACUCUUUCAAGUUAUGGAUAUGUUUUACUUAUUCUGCAUUAUCUUAUAAAUAUUGUCCCAAUUCCUCUUUUACCAAAUUUGCAGCAAAUGAAAGCAACAUCUAGAAGACCUAUAUCUCAAUCAGAGAUUGAAUGUGAAGGGUAUAAUGUUUGGUUUUAUAAAGAUAUCGAUAUUUCUAGUUCUUUUUCAGAUAAUACAGAUAGUUUGGGUAAACUCAUUUAUGGAUUUUUUUAUUAUUAUGCAUAUCAAUUUAAUUGGAAAGAUCAUGUUGUAAGCAUAAGAACACAAACUGGUCUUUUAACAAAGCAAGAAAAAGGAUGGACUCAAGCAAUGGAACGGGUUUUUGUCUCUGAUAAAAUAUUCAAAGACCGUUAUAUUCUUGCAAUUGAAGAUCCUUUCGAAAUUACUCAUAAUGUUGGAAGAACUGUUAAUAAACAAAGUUCUCAUAUAAUUAGAGGUGAAUUUUUUCGUGCUUCAAAAUUAUCUAGUUCAAAACUAAGAAAGAAAAUAUUUAAUGAAUUAUGUGAAGAACGAAUCAUUAUAUAUAAUUUCUUAAAUACAACAUAAAAUCGAUAUAGUCUUUAAUAAUUUUUUUAUUAUAUUUGUAUUCUAA